This is a messenger RNA of Triplophysa rosa, 2342 nucleotides long. RefSeq names its product myelin protein zero (gene mpz). The transcript is spliced from 6 exons. Gene Ontology annotation, cellular component: membrane. Lineage: Eukaryota; Metazoa; Chordata; Actinopteri; Cypriniformes; Nemacheilidae. Bases 116 to 736 code for a protein of 206 amino acids. Gene Ontology annotation, biological process: myelination. The record is from RefSeq and is a predicted model, not a curated record.
UUAUCUUGAUGCCCUCUGGUCUCAAUCCCCUCAUCCCUCCAUCUUUUCAUUUUCUAUCCCUCGCUCUCUCAGGAACCCCUUAUAUACUGACCAGCGGGGAGAUCAGAGAGAGAUCAUGCUGUCUGUUCUGGCAUUGACGUCCGUGGUGCUCUUGGGCAUAGCCUCUCAGUGCACAGCUAUAUCUGUGUACACGAACUGGGAGAAACAUGUGCAGGUGGGAUCAGAUGUCCGACUCUCCUGCUCUUUCUUCUCCUGGCACUGGACCUCUGCAGAGGUGACCUUCUCCUGGAGCUACCGUCCAGAUGGGGCUAAAGAAAGCGUCUCAAUUUUCCACUACACAAACGGUGCUCCCUAUAUUGCUACCAAAGGCCCGUUCCGGGACCGCCUUGAGUUUGUGGGGAACCCCAAUCGGCGUGAUGGUUCUAUUAUGAUCCGGAACGUUGACUACAAUGACAAUGGAACCUUCACCUGUGAUGCCAAGAACCCACCUGACAUAAUGGGCCAUCCGUCCAACGUUCGACUGCUAGUGUUUGAGAAAGUUCCUGUUCAGGCCGGCGUGAUAACAGGGGCCAUAAUUGGUGUAGUGUUGGGACUGCUGAUCCUGGUUGUGGCAAUUUACUAUCUGAUGCGUUUCCUGGUCGCAAGACGAGUGUUCAGCUUGAGCAUGAGCAGACAUGGCAAGAAAGGCAAAGGAAAGGAAGGAUCACAGCAAAGACAGGCCGGCCCCUCAAAGUAGCCCCCUGCACUCUUCAUUUACUGAGAGCUAAUUUACCACUAGUAAUUUUAGCCAUUGAAUCACACACAUGCUCUUUCUCACCUUCAACACAAGUUCAUUAUCCGUCCAAUGAAGUUGCUCCAUCCUUCCACAAACACGAACUAACAUUCAUGUUCGAUCUCACGUAUCCCAUCAUGCACUUUCACAGCCUUCCCAAGAAUCCAAAGCCGCGGAAGUGGUUUGUUUUGGUUUUAAUGCUCAUUUAAAGAGUGUUAGCGUGUCUGUUUGUGUGUGUUCGCUCUGAUCGCAGUGACUGAAAUCCAGAGAAUGACGUCGAUACUGUUGGCAGAGAGACAUACAAAAACGCAUCCAGAGUAACCGAACACUCAAAGCCAAAUUCUCAUGUCUGUCUGCAUAAGGUGUUGUCUGACAAACAGACGAUUAUUUUUACACUUGUAAUUGGAGAACGCUCUCUCUUCCCCCUCUGUCUUUUUAUACGGUCGUCACAUGAUGGACAGACGGACACAUAGGGCUCGGCCACCCCAUAAGCCCCAUCACAAAUCAUAGUUUGACUUCACCUCCUUCUAAACCUCCUCUCUAACUUCGCAAACGCUCAUCCACCACAACUUCUUCUCAUUCCCUGUUUGUGCUGGUCAGAAAACCACAGUGUUCUCUCCUGCCCCUGCUGCCCACAGGAGAAAAUUUUCAUUCGGCCAUAUCGUCACGACAACGACAAAGGAAAUCUAGCUAGCUCUCUGCUGAUUUUGAAAGAUUUGUGUUUCUCCAUGCUUUUGCAUAUGUAUGUUUUUAUUAUCUGUCAACAUGUUAGGGGAACAAAAAAAGAAAUAAAACAAAAUACAUAAUUCUAGAAAUAUUCACAAUGUCAUUGCAGGUAAAUUUGCAAUGGCGAAGAUGUGCAGUAGCAUCCUGGUACUGUUUGUGUGUUGGAAGCAGAAAUGUAAUAUAAUUUAAUUAUGUUUAAUAAUAUUUCUGCACUUUCUGUUGACUGACGUGACAGGAAUCAUGUGGUUGUUUCUAUAAAGCAAUGGUUAUCAUCAGGGCAUUGGGAUGAUAAAGGAAGUUUUAAGAGAAAAACAAAUAGGAAGUGCAAUGAGAAACACUUGGACGGUAUUCAUAUUUGGAUAAAAUUCAGAGUCAAAGUCCAACAAACAUCACAAUCUCAUAGGAUAUGCCUUUCUUGCCAAGUCUUCAUGUUUAUACUUGUUCAGUGUGAGCCAGAGAUGGGCUCUCACCGGUUAGUCUUGGAAAUACUGUAGAAUCCCGAGGGCUUGUGGGAAAUAAUGUGUUUGUUAACCUACAGACAGAUGCUUUUUAUGCAUCUCAGAGUAAAUGUCGAACAGCCACAUGGUACCUGCCAUUAAACUGUGUUUAAAUAUUGAGGAAUUUUCACGUUGUAUGUAUUGUGCACCUGCAUUGGUGCAGGUCUGGGUAACCAUCCUCUCUUCAAACGUAAUGUAAAACUUCUAAUUCUUUUUUUUACGUUUAUUUUGACUUUAACCUGGCUAACGUUGGUUUUCUGUAUAAUGCCUUGUUGUAAAAAGAAAAUACUUUCAGAAGUAAUUUCAAAUAAUUUCAGAAAAAUGUCAAUAAAAAGCGGAAUCCCGUG